Messenger RNA from Symphalangus syndactylus (siamang), 3154 nucleotides. It is a transcript of the gene WASF1, whose product is annotated as WASP family member 1. NCBI's taxonomy places the organism in Eukaryota, Metazoa, Chordata, Mammalia, Primates, Hylobatidae. Gene Ontology annotation, cellular component: cytoskeleton; SCAR complex; lamellipodium. Gene Ontology annotation, molecular function: Arp2/3 complex binding; actin binding; protein kinase A regulatory subunit binding. Gene Ontology annotation, biological process: actin cytoskeleton organization; positive regulation of Arp2/3 complex-mediated actin nucleation. The record is from RefSeq and is a predicted model, not a curated record.
UCUCUCCGUCCCCCUCCCCCAAAGUGAGGAUUGGGCAAUACCACAGAACCUCAGGAAAGGGGGGAAGAGCGAGCUUCGGCCCCACGGAUGGGGGAGUGGGCGGAGGCUGGGUUUCCCACCUCGGCUGCACCUGGGCACUGGAGGCUGAAGAGGAAAGUGAGAAUCUGAAGUUUUGAGACCUCUGACUGGCCGGGAAUAGCUCCUGGGGCGGAGGUCAAGGAUGGGACCAUAGGCGGAGCGAGUCCCGCGGUCCCCCCUGCUUCUGGCGCGGGUCCCUGCGCCCGGUUGUGGAGCGUCUCGCGCGGGGAGGGGGCGGGGGGAACGGCAGCUCGCGGUGUUGUUCACUCGCGCGUCGAGCACACGGUGGGUCCGGCGGCCGGUUGGCGCCCCAGGCGGCGUUCCCUGUGGCCUGGCGCCUCGGCCGCUGCCCUGAGCGGGUUCCGCCCCAGAGCCCGACCCUCCUGGGGUCCCUAGGUGGAGUCCCGCGAGCCGAGGGGGACCGGCGACCGCUGCCGAAGCAUGAAGAGGGGGUAAGGCGAGAGCCCCCAAGAUUUCACGCAUGCCCCCUAGCUUCGGUACUCUGACACCUUCUCUUGCACUUGGGGAUGAUGAACUGGAAUAACGAUGAAAGAAAGCACAUCCGAUCUCAACAUUCACGACCUGCCCUAUAACCGAUUAAUUAAUUGAUCCCCAGCUAGACUAGGUGAUACAAUCCAAAAUACAUAGUUGUGAUCAUUUAUAAGGUGAACUGGCACAAAGGUUAAUCUCAAGAUGCCACUAGUGAAAAGAAACAUCGAUCCUAGGCACUUGUGCCACACAGCACUGCCUAGAGGCAUUAAGAAUGAACUGGAAUGUGUAACCAAUAUUUCCUUGGCAAAUAUAAUUAGACAACUAAGUAGCCUAAGUAAAUAUGCUGAAGAUAUAUUUGGAGAAUUAUUCAAUGAAGCACAUAGUUUUUCCUUCAGAGUCAACUCAUUGCAAGAACGUGUGGACCGUUUAUCUGUUAGUGUUACACAGCUUGAUCCAAAGGAAGAAGAAUUGUCUUUGCAAGAUAUAACAAUGAGGAAAGCUUUCCGAAGUUCUACAAUUCAAGACCAGCAGCUUUUCGAUCGCAAGACUUUGCCUAUUCCAUUACAGGAGACGUAUGAUGUUUGUGAACAGCCUCCACCUCUCAAUAUACUCACUCCUUAUAGAGAUGAUGGUAAAGAAGGUCUGAAGUUUUAUACCAAUCCUUCAUAUUUCUUUGAUCUAUGGAAAGAAAAAAUGUUGCAAGAUACAGAGGAUAAGAGGAAGGAAAAGAGGAAGCAGAAGCAGAAAAAUCUAGAUCGUCCUCAUGAACCAGAAAAAGUGCCAAGAGCACCUCAUGACAGGCGGCGAGAAUGGCAGAAGCUGGCCCAAGGUCCAGAGCUGGCUGAAGAUGAUGUUAAUCUCUUACAUAAGCAUAUUGAAGUUGCUAAUGGCCCAGCCUCUCAUUUUGAAACAAGACCUCAGACAUAUGUGGAUCAUAUGGAUGGAUCUUACUCACUUUCUGCCUUGCCAUUUAGUCAGAUGAGUGAGCUUCUGACUAGAGCUGAGGAAAGGGUAUUAGUCAGACCACAUGAACCACCUCCGCCUCCACCAAUGCAUGGAGCAGGAGAUGCAAAACCGAUACCCACCUGUAUCAGUUCUGCUACAGGUUUGAUAGAAAAUCGCCCUCAGUCACCAGCUACAGGCAGAACACCUGUGUUUGUGAGCCCCACUCCCCCACCUCCUCCACCACCUCUUCCAUCUGCCUUGUCAACUUCCUCAUUAAGAGCUUCAAUGACUUCAACUCCUCCCCCUCCAGUACCUCCCCCACCUCCACCUCCAGCCACUGCUUUGCAAGCUCCAGCAGUACCACCACCUCCAGCUCCUCUUCAGAUUGCCCCUGGAGUUCUUCACCCAGCUCCUCCUCCAAUUGCACCUCCUCUAGUACAGCCCUCUCCACCAGUAGCUAGAGCUGCCCCAGUAUGUGAGACUGUACCAGUUCAUCCACUCCCACAAGGUGAAGUUCAGGGGCUGCCUCCACCCCCACCACCGCCUCCUCUGCCUCCACCUGGCAUUCGACCAUCAUCACCUGUCACAGUUACAGCUCUUGCUCAUCCUCCCUCUGGGCUACAUCCAACUCCAUCUACUGCCCCAGGUCCCCAUGUUCCAUUAAUGCCUCCAUCUCCUCCAUCACAAGUUAUACCUGCUUCUGAGCCAAAGCGCCAUCCAUCAACCCUACCUGUAAUCAGUGAUGCCAGGAGUGUGCUACUGGAAGCAAUACGAAAAGGUAUUCAGCUACGCAAAGUAGAAGAGCAGCGUGAACAGGAAGCUAAGCAUGAACGCAUUGAAAAUGAUGUUGCCACCAUCCUGUCUCGCCGUAUUGCUGUUGAAUAUAGUGAUUCGGAAGAUGAUUCAGAAUUUGAUGAAGUAGAUUGGUUGGAGUAAGAAAAAUGCGUUGAUAAAUAUUACAAAACUGAAUGCAAAUGUCCUUUGUGGUGCUUGUUCCUUGAAAAUGUUUGGUCAUUCUAGUGUUUUGCUUUCUUUUCCUUAUAAUAAAUGACCCUUUUUCUCCAUAACUUUUGAUUUCUAAGGAAAAUAUUAGCAUACAUUUCAAACUAAAUGUUUUACAGUGGCUUAUCUUUUUUUUCCCCCUGAAAAGACUAAUUUGGUCAAAUAAACCACUAAGUAUUAAGCAUGGACAGCUGUUGUUAGAGUAGCAGAUUCAGUUUUUUGAUAUAUCUUAAUUGUGUACUUUGUGAAUUUUAAUUUAAAGAAAGCAACUGAGAUUGAAAUCUUGAGGGCAGCUGUAUCUAUUAAUGAGCCUUAUUCCAUUUCCUGAUGUUUUAAAAGAAGAAACACUGCCUUGAUUAUACGAAUACACUCAGAAAAUACAUUUAGCUUGUAGUGUUGAAUUCUCUUAAAGGAAUGCUUGAAUUUUUUCAUUAUUGUUUUAUUGUUUUUAUAUACUUGCCUUAUUUGAAUGUUUAGCAGUAUCCCCUUCCCACUUAUAUAUUGUGUGAUAUGAUUUUGCUUGCCUAUAGGAGUUAAAAACUUUUCCAUGUGAAAUACUCUGACUUAAACAUACAUGUAACUUACACAACUGUUAAGAAUAACAGUCUGAUUUAAUAAAUGGUUCAUUUUAAAAGUU